UCGGUGCCGGGCGAAACAGGCUAUGGGGCCGAUUCGGGAGUCUGCAGGAGUGGGCUAGCAUGGCGUCGAGCAAGAAGAGCGCUGGGAGCGGCAGGUUCGACAAAAGUGUCAACGGGAGACGCUCGUCCAAACAAAAAGAGGCUCCAGUGGACAAGGACAGAAGCUUGAACACAGAUGCUGUGAUGGACACCAAAGCGGUUUUUGUGGCCGUCUACAACGUGUGCGAGGAGAAUGCCGCCUUCUUCUCGGGAGGGUCUAAAGGGCCACAGAGUGACGCGGCCCAGCGGCUGGUGGAUACCAUGAAGCUGAUCCAGGAGCACGCUCGCAGUCUGGAACCAGUCAUCGCCGGCUUCGCCGCGGUCUACCAUCAUUUUGACUUUGACCCUCACAUACCGGCCAAUGGCUAUCGCUCGCUCGUCAAGGUGGUGCGUUGCUGCCUCCUCCACAUUAUCCACAAGGGCCGCUACAUCACCGCCAACCGGCGCAGCAUCUUCUUCCGUGUGUCCCACAAUGCCGGUGAGAUGGAAGCUUACUGCAAUGCCCUGUGCCAGUUGCGGGCGCUGCUCUACCUGGCCCAACGCAUGCUGCACGACAACAGCCACGGCGACCUCUUCUUCCACGAUGAGAGCGGCCUCAGCGAGAGCUUUGUGCGGGAAUACAGCUCUAUGCACAAGGGCUGCUUCUACGGCCGCUGCCUGGGCUUUCAGUUCACUCCAGCCAUCCGGCCCUCCCUGCAGACCAUCGCCAUCGGCCUCGUGGCCUUUGGAGAUAACUACAAGCGGCAUCAGUCUGGAAUAGUGGAGGCAGGAAGUAUUGCACCGUAUGGUGUAGCGGCCAGCUCCUUAUUUAGGUCGGGCAAGUAUGCCAUCGACCCCGAGUUGAGAGGGGCCGAAUUUGAGCGCAUCACUCAGAACCUUGACGUCCAUUUCUGGAAGACUUUCUGGAACAUCACAGAGACCGAAGUGCUGUCGAGUCUUGCCAGUAUGACGUCCACACCAGUCAAGGUGAACCGAGCGCUUUCCGUGCCUCCUGUGCCCUUCGACCUCCCACUGGCAGCCAAUCACCGAGCCUCAGUGACCAUACCGCCGCCCUCGGCGCACAUCGGUGCCGCUCCGGUUCAGAUGAGGCUCAUCUCGUAUGACCUGCGGGAAGGACAGGAUAGUGAGACCCUGCUAUCGCUCACCCGCUCUGAUGCGGGCGCCAUCUCCCUCUCGCUGAGGCUGAAGACCAAGCGGCUGCCCUCAUCCCCCUGCCUGCUCAUCCACUUUCACGGCGGAGGCUUUGUGGCGCAGACCUCCAAAUCCCACGAGCCCUAUCUGAAGAGCUGGUCCCAGGACCUGGGUGUCCCCAUUCUGUCGGUGGACUAUUCCCUGGCUCCCGAGGCCCCCUUUCCACGGGCCCUGGAGGAGUGCUUCUAUGCGUACUGCUGGGCUGUGAGGAACCACCACCUUCUAGGCUGGACCGGGGAGAAAGUGUGUCUGGCAGGCGACAGUGCCGGGGGAAACCUGUGCGUGACCACGUCGCUGCGCGCCGCCGCCUACGGCGUGCGCAUGCCAGACGGCCUUGUGGCCGCCUACCCGGCCACACUGCUGACAGCCUAUGCCUCGCCUUCCCGUCUGCUCACCCUCAUGGAUCCCAUGCUGCCGCUCAGCGUCCUCUCCAGGUGUCUUAGUGCCUAUGCAGGUAAUGAGCCGCACACGGAGAAACAGGUGGAGAAGGUGAGCACACUCAGCAUGGUGAAGAGAGACACGGCCCUGCUGCUCCGAGACUUCAGGUACGGCGCGUCCAACUGGAUCCACUCUCUACUGGACUCCAACAGAACCGCCAGCCCGCCCAGCACGGGUGCAGAGGCGCAACCUGAAGCCACUGACUUGGUGAGGAAGAGUGUGUCCGAGGCAUCAAUCUCAUCUCCCAACGUGGACCCGCCGGCACCCUCAGAGCCCGUGGACUACGCCGGGAAAUUAUCUGGGAAGAGCCAGACAUACCUGGACUUGGGAGCUCAUAAUUCCAGCUCCCACUGUGCACCGCUUAUGUCUGAACGCACUCCAGAAGAAGUCCACUUCACCAUCUCCAUGGACAAUCAUAAAUCUUUGCACAGUGAUCUGUCUUCGGUGGCCAUAGCGCCCCCUGGUGGCGAGGAUGGCUCUGAGUUCCCGCUUGGCUUUGAGCCGCUGCGUUCGGAGCAACUGUCUGAGAUGAAAUUGCACAGUUCGCCGGUGGUCAAGGACCCCUUCUGCUCGCCCCUUCUGGCCCCUGACAGCAUGCUGAAGGCUCUGCCGCCCGUGCACAUUGUGGCGUGUGCUCUGGACCCCAUGCUGGAUGACUCUGUGAUGUUCGCCAAGCGCCUGCGGGCCGUCGGGCAGCCCGUCACCCUGUGUGUGGUGGACGACCUCCCCCACGGCUUCCUAAGCCUGUCGCAGCUCUCCCGGGAGACAAGGGAGGCGGCCAACGUGUGUGCUGAGCGAAUCCGCGCCGUCUUCACCCAAAAGGAGACGCCGCGCAAGCACCGCAAGCUGGAACGGACCGACAGGGGCGAAAACACCGCCGCCCUGUUUGUCGGAGGUGAGCUGGACACGGGACUUGGGGCUAAGAUGACUGAAGGGGAUGGCUUUGUUACUAUCACCCAAAGUGACGUUGAGGGUGUCGGGGCUUAGGAAAGACACAUUUAAGCAAGCCGAUGCUGAGACCACAAAGAGGAAGUCACUGUCCCUCUGCUUUAAAAACUUGACGGUGUUCUUGUAUGAACGCCGUCUUGCACGCGUAACAUGGUGCGUCACGCUUUUAAGGAAAUACAAUGUAGCAACACGGAUCUAUUUUGCCUAGAUCAGGUGUCUUGGUGCUCCAGCGUCAUUGAUGAUUUGUGGAGUGGAAAUCCUGGAUGGGUUUAUCAGAUAAGUCUCCUCAGAUGUAUCGUUCCAAUCUGAACGGCCUCCAUUGUCCUUUGGAGAAUCUCUCCACAGCGCACUUAAUAGGGCCACAUUGUCCUCUCCAUUACGCCGACAAUACGGCUCACUGUGUUGACGCUAACUCUGUUGACCUCAAAUCCAAUUAACUGAAAAACAGACCCGAAAGAAAGGCUGCAUUGAACGUUUCGUUCCUGGUGGACUUCCCCCCCAAUCAUUGCUGUCAGUUUACCCAUUUCUAUUACAUAUCAAUUUCUGUACUGUAAUUUAGAAUACCUUGUACCAGACAUUUUUUUGUCGCGUUGAUCUGUAAUUCUAUGCUGUUGAUUCCAUCAUUUGUGGAAUGCUUAGUACUUGUUAAGUAACAGCCGCUCUGGACUCUGCAGCUAAACUGAGUGGCUUUUUUUUUUUUUUUUUUUUUUUUGUCGUCUAUCAAUGUCUACCGAGACCAUGAGGAGGAGGAGGCAUAGACAUUAUGCAGUACAGUAAUUGGCGUGAGCCCAUGGGCAAUUGACCCCCCCACCCACCUAAAAAGGUGUAUAAGUGCCUGGAGAUGCCACAAAGCACAACAUGAAGCUCCUCAACUCACUUCAACAUAGUUCAUUGGCACAAAAUUCCACAAGAUAGUGGCAAAGCAUUACAUGAGGCUCCUCAACUCACUUGAACAUACUGUAGUUCCUUGGAACGAAGAUGUCAUUAGAUGGGAUUUUGGCCUGAGCAAAAAAAAACAGCGUACAGGUGUUUUUUAGCGAAUAAUUGAGGAUAGGCUCCUAAAACAAUUAGCGGAUAGGUUAAUUCGCAAGCAGCAAAUUGUGAAUAUGCGGGGAACAUUGUAUGAAUAGUUGAAAUUGUAGAUAUACCAAAAACUAUUAUCCUCAAACAGUUUAUCAUUUCACAUUCAUCUUGUAAGAGAACCCUUAAAAAUAGAUGGCUUACAGAUUAUUUGAUUUUGAAAAAAUGCACCAGAAGUGCAUGUGUACAUGCACAUGUGGCAAAAACUCUCCUAACUUCUACUAACCACCCAGGGAUACAUUUAACUCCUCACCGACACACAAAGAUCUGAAACGCUCAGUUGAGUUGUAACACUUCAACAUACUUCUUUGAGACCAAUUCUCGUUUAGACUGCUUGGCAUUGUCUUGGGGCAUCUUAUAGAAAGGUAUAGAAAAGGCACAAAAAUUACAAAUAGGAGGGUUUUUCAGCAAAUAAUUCAGCCCAAAAAGCUUAGGAACUUUUUCAUUGGCUGGUCUGCACAGGAAAUCGUCUGUGAUGACAACUGGGAUCUUUUUUAUUGUAGUUUUACUAUGCAAUGUUCGUAUGUACUAGACUCUGGAGGUUCCACAUUUUGAAGUUCAGACUACUUCAAUAGACUUGGGCCCAGUAAGCAUCUAAAUGAACCUUCUUUGGCUUGUCAACACAAAAAGGUGACCGUAUUGAAAACAGCAGUUCCAGAAAUGGAACGGUUUGCAACACAGAAAUAUCUGGCUGCUCAGUACAAUAUGAGCAAUACAUUCAGUUACAUUUAAGCAACACAAUACAUUUCACCAAAAAGAUGCUAACAUAACUACUUAAUACUUAAGACAUUCCACCAGUACCUAUAAAACGCCACUGACCGUAUUGAUCUGCGUUAUACGUUUCUGCAAGGUGUCUUCAAAUAGGUGAGUAAUGUUACUAUAUUUUAUUAUACAGUAUUUGUGCUUGAGUGUUCGACACUGGAGGUUCCCCUGUAUUACAAAUUUAAAUAGAGUUCUAUAAUCCCUCAGCGAAAAUCUGCGUGCAAUUGAUGGUAAAAAGGUUGAUAAUUGCCAAAAGAUAUCACAAGAUGGCAGUAAAGCACUACGUUUCUGUUAGCCAGAGCUUGGUCUGUCUAAUAGAAGCUCCUCCCCUCACUUCAACAUAGUUCCUUGGCACCAAGAUGCCGCCAGAGCACCACCUUUAUACUCGAGGACUUUUCGUUGUAAAUAAAAGGAGAAUACGUUUUUUAAAAAUCUUCAUAUAUGUGAAAAUUAUGUGAAAUAUGUGAAAUUGCGAGGAGUCAAUGAUGAAUAUGCGGAGGAACACUGUCGCAUUCUAAAUCUAUGAUUCGUAUUAGCAAUUCAAUGAUGUGCAGCUUUCAGUGCCGCAGGUAGUGCUUUUUUUUUCUUGCGCGUUCCCUUGACCACACAACGGUAAUCAUCUCCAGCCCUCACUGCUUCGUUACUGCUGGUUACUGCCUCACACUUCUACGUCAUCACGGCUAGAUCCAAUUAACUAAAAGCCUUGAAACAUUUUGUAUUUUUGCCCACCGUAGGGUGGCGUUUGCCACCUUUUUCUCCAGCGUGAUGUCCAAAAUGAUGGAGGGGGGUGGAUAAAAGGAUUUACCCCAAGUGCUAAAAUCCACCCCUGUAGAAUCUGAGCGGGAUUUUCAGCAGCAAAGUCCGACUGGUGGAUUAGCCCUGAGUAUUUACUGCUACGUUUUACUGUCAGACUGAUGAAGAAAACCGGCGCAGUUGAGUAGGAAGACAGCCGAGCUCAUCCUCUCUUGCGAGCCGGGCUCAACUUUGCUCUUGCUGCACUUUUGCUGUAGUUUGUAUACAGCAUUUGUCUACACUCCAUUAUUUUGGUUGUCCUUGCCUGAUGCUUGGAAUGUGGCAUCAAGUGCAAGUGACCAUGAGGCCAAACUAGCACUUUAAUCAUCCACUACUCAAAUCACCGCAUGGAGCGUGAAAAGGUUUUUAGCCAUUUUUAUACAGAGAUCCAAAAUCUCUGCAUAGAGCCAUAACAGAAGAUGCGUCACUUAUUUUCCUGUUGCACUGCGAACUCAGAAUUUUGCUGCCUUUAGAUAAUUAGAUGACGCCAACGCUACUGCCUAGUGUUAUGUAUAAUUGGUGCUAUUUGGUACUUGCUUUUUAUUCGCUUUCAACACAAGAGGGCAGGAGGGGUGUUGGGUGUUAAACUUCACACACUGGUACCACCAUUUCUGGUGUUCCCAGUUCAUGAUAUUGGUCUGUUGUUAAGAUGCGGACAAACAUGAACAUUUGAAGUCAUCAGUUGAUAAUGUUGCCGUUCAAUUUUGUAAGUGGUGGUAAUGAACACUUCUUUCCACAUAGAGCCCAGCAAAGGUGGGAUAUUGUUGUAACUUUUUUCGCACAGCGACAUGACGUCCGACAAUCGGAUAAUUAGAUGGCAGAAGCGUCUGAUAAUAUAGUCGUUUGAUAAUGACAAUUGCUUUCAACGGAAGUGAGUUUCUGAUAACUUCGCAAUUGUCUCGCCAUUUCUGGCCUUCCUCAUUUGUGAACAAUUUCGCAAAUGUGUGGUUAAUCGACACGGCGGGAAAAACAUGAUUUGAGUAGUCAUGGGUUGCAGUUGAUAAUCAUCCACUCCAGUCUUGUGAUGAACACUCCUUUUCACACUUCCGUUUUUAUUAUUAUUUUUUUUUUUUAUGAAUUGCUGAUUUAGUACUGUCAAAGUAUGCUGGAACAGCUGAGUCACUUUUAUUUCACACCCACCAACCAACCUGUUGUCGUCAUGCUUCAGUCUUUAUGGCGACAUGCUGCAUCACUUAAUAUCCCCGAACCUCGCCCACACCCCCGCUGAACUUUACUUUGUGGUCAACUAGAAAAGUCUGAUUAGGGAUGAGGAUACUCGAGUCCGACUUUGAGACCGGCGGAUUUUGAAAAGAUUUACCGACGAGACCCCAGCUACCUCAAGCAUCUCGGCGCACACAUCGUUGAAAAAUAAUUGGGGUUCUCAAUGGAGAGGUUGGAAUUUUUUCACUGGUAGAGUGAAAAAUUUCCCAGUUUGAUCGGCACUUCUUCAGCAAGCAUGUGUUCGGAUUUAAAAUCAAUAGGAUUUGCGAGUUGGAAAGUUGGUCCUAUCCUUGGCCAGCUUGAAACCAAAAUAAUUCCAGAUCACUAAGAUUCUUGCUUUAGGAAUGAAAGACAGGAAGACAUUUUUGACUGAUUAUAGGACACUUGAGCCAGGCUGAGUAGAGAAAGCAGAUCACUCUAGUUCUUGGUUAGUCAUAGAAUGGAAAAACAGGUCGGACUUUUUGACUUCUUUGUGGACAUUUUACCAUUUUGACCACCGCUUCUUUAGCGAGCGUGAGUUCAGAUAUGAUUUAAAACCAGUUUGGAUUUCAGUUCACAUCACCACGGUUCUUGCCUGGCCAAAGACGGGUUUAAAUUAAUGACACCGGGUUAGUUAAUGACACCGGGUUAGACUUCCAAAUCUUUAGCCAGGAUGUGUUUGGCUUCCAUUUCAAAUCAAUUCGAUUUAUGUUGGAUUGGAACAUUGUCCCUGUCCUUUGCCAACUUGAAUUAAAACACAAAAAUCCCUUUAAGGAGAACAGUUAAAAAUUGCGACGAGUGGACUCAUUAAUUUUGAAACCAAAGUUAGCUACUGACCUAAAGUGCGUCAUAGACUUUUUCUGAAAUUACGUCAGUUGUGCAUCAAUCAAUCUUAAAUUAUUAAAGACUGCAGGUUAAAAUGCUGAGACCAUAUUUUCUGUUCAUUUGUUUUCCAGUCAAUGCAGCUGCUAGUUCACUUUAUUUACUUUUAAUAGCAUCAUGCUGUAAAAAUGCUAAUCAGCUGUAGUUAAACAAGUCAUGGACUGGAAGCAACGCUGCAUUUCCAUUAAGAAAACACCACAAGUGCAAACCUGUGAAUUUAAAUAAAAAGAAGUUGAAUGUAUUUUUAACCUUAUGAUUCGUGUAGAUAUUUUUAUCUAAAGAGCUGUUUGUCAAAUGUGAUUCUUUGCAGAGUUCAUACACAAAUUGUCUAUUAAUUUUUAUCAAAAAUAAAAUCUAU
Phycodurus eques (leafy seadragon) is the source of this 7689-nucleotide messenger RNA. It is a transcript of the gene lipeb, whose product is annotated as lipase, hormone-sensitive b. Bases 60 to 2654 code for a protein of 864 amino acids. The record is from RefSeq and is a predicted model, not a curated record. NCBI's taxonomy places the organism in Eukaryota, Metazoa, Chordata, Actinopteri, Syngnathiformes, Syngnathidae. Gene Ontology annotation, molecular function: triacylglycerol lipase activity; sterol ester esterase activity. The transcript is spliced from 15 exons. Gene Ontology annotation, biological process: cholesterol metabolic process; triglyceride catabolic process. Gene Ontology annotation, cellular component: cytosol.